Brassicogethes aeneus is the source of this 636-nucleotide messenger RNA. The record is from the annotation of a GenBank genome assembly. NCBI's taxonomy places the organism in Eukaryota, Metazoa, Arthropoda, Insecta, Coleoptera, Nitidulidae.
AUGGCGGCACAGGUAGCCCUAAAACGCCAACAAGCCGCUGAAGACGCAAUCGCUCUGCAUCUGGUAUCAGCUGAAAGCGGCCGUACCUACGACUAUUUACCCCCGGGUCGUAUAUACGGCAUGCAAGUGACGUCACCGAAACCUGACUCGCCAGGAAGUACCACAGAGCCCCAAGUGACACCUCAAGAAACUAUGGAGGAAAUCCUGGUGAGUCCGGCCUCUCUGGAGAUGUUGGGAAAGUUAUUCCCCAACAAAAAACGUUCGGUUCUGGAGUUAGUGCUAAAAAGAUGCAACCACGACCUUCUUAAAGCCAUUGAACACUUCAACCUUGCUCCAAACAAAUCCGAGAACGACUCGGACGCAAGCGCAACCAAAGAAGAACCUACUAGCAGUUCUGCGUUUAAACCUGUUGGUUCUACGUCAAGUAAGCUGCUUUCAAAGCCGCUACCUUCUCCGCAUGUCGGCAGUUCUUCGUUUAUUUCCAGCAGUAAGGUUUUCAUGCACAGGUUUUAUCCCUUUUUACCGUUGUUUAAUCCGCAACCCCUCGGGUGUCAGCCUGUUUUGCCGAACCCCGUAUACGUGCCUGGGUUUUGCGAGUGCGAGCAGUGUAAUAGCUAUUUAAAUAGUAAGAUUUAA